AUGCUCUCCAAGGUUCCUACCAUCUCCCGUGCCCGGUACCAGCCGCUCUCCUGUUCAAGGUUCCUACCAUCUCCCGUACCCGGUACCAGACGCUCUUCAAGGUUCCUACCAUCUCCCGUUCCCGGUACCAGACGCUCUCCAAGGUUCCUAUCAUCUCCCGUUCCCGGUACCAGCCGCUCUCCUGUUCAAGGUUCCUACCAUCUCCCGUUCCCGGUACCAGACGCUCUUCAAGGUUCCUACCAUCUCCCGUACCCGGUACCAGACGCUGUCCAAGGUUCCUACCAUCUCCCGUUCCCGGUACCAGACGCUCUCCAAGGUUCCUACCAUCUCCCGUGCCCGGUACCAGCCGCUCUCCUGUUCAAGGUUCCUACCAUCUCCCGUACCCGGUACCAGACGCUGUCCAAGGUUCCUACCAUCUCCCGUUCCCGGUACCAGACGCUCUCCAAGGUUCCUAUCAUCUCCCGUUCCCGGUACCCGCCGCUCUCCUGUCCAAGGUUCCUACCAUCUCCCGUUCCCGGUACCAGACGCUCUCCAAGGUUCCUACCAUCUCCCGUACCCGGUACCAGACGCUCUCCUGUACAGGGUUCCUACCAUCUCCCGUUCCCGGUACCAGCCGCUCUCCAAGGUUCCUAUCAUCUCCCGUUCCCGGUACCAGCCGCUCUCCAAGGUUCCUAUCAUCUCCCGUUCCCGGUACCAGCCGCUCUCCAAGGUUCCUAUCAUCUCCCGUUCCCGGUACCAGCCGCUCUCCAAGGUUCCUACCAUCUCCCGUACCCGGUACCAGCCACUCUCCAAGGUUCCUACCAUCUCCCGUACCCGGUACCAGCCGCUCUCCUGUACAGGGUUCCUACCAUCUCCCGUUCCCGGUACCAGCCGCUCUCCAAGGUUCCUAUCAUCUCCCGUUCCCGGUACCAGCGCUCUCCAAGGUUCCUAUCAUCUCCCGUUCCCGGUACCAGACGCUCUCCUGUACAGGGUUCCUAUCAUCUCCCGUUCCCGGUACCAGACGCUCUCCAAGGUUCCUGCCAUCUCCCGUACACUGUACCAGACGCUCUCCUGUACAGGGUUCCUAUCAUCUACCGUUCCCGGUACCAGCCGCUCUCCAAGGUUCCUACCAUCUCCCGUUCCCGGUACCAGCCGCUCUCCAAGGUUCCUGCCAUAUCCCGUACACUGUACCAGACGCUCUCCUGUACAGGGUUCCUAUCAUCUCCCGUUCCCGGUACCAGCCGCUCUCCAAGGUUCCCACCAUCUCCCGUUCCCGGUACCAGCCGCUCUCCUGUUCAAUGUUCCUACCAUCUCCCAGCAGAUUCUCCAGUUUAA
Molecule: messenger RNA, 1314 nt
Organism: Pecten maximus
Lineage: Eukaryota; Metazoa; Mollusca; Bivalvia; Pectinida; Pectinidae
Product: tetra-peptide repeat homeobox protein 1-like
Exons: 1
Coding region: 1-1314 (437 amino acids)
Source: RefSeq, a predicted model, not a curated record